This is a messenger RNA of Chrysemys picta bellii (western painted turtle), 2738 nucleotides long. It is a transcript of the gene TRMT5, whose product is annotated as tRNA methyltransferase 5. Gene Ontology annotation, biological process: mitochondrial tRNA methylation; tRNA N1-guanine methylation. Gene Ontology annotation, cellular component: cytoplasm; mitochondrial matrix. The record is from RefSeq and is a predicted model, not a curated record. Lineage: Eukaryota; Metazoa; Chordata; Testudines; Emydidae. Gene Ontology annotation, molecular function: tRNA (guanine(37)-N1)-methyltransferase activity.
CUCUCGUUUGCUUUACAUUGUGCAGGGGGGUUGUUCGCGCCCCUCUCCGCCCAGCCCCUGGAAGGGCACCAGGACGGGGCGGUUCUUCUCUUUGUGGCCUUAGCUCCCAGGUCAGGUUCAGACGCACAGGAACAAGGCUGCAGCCAACACAGAAGGGAACGUUUAGUGGUUUAAAAACGUUUCCAUCUGAAGCAAGUUCAGGGAUCCAUUUGUUGGUCUUUUGGCCCAAGUUGAUCUGAUCUUGCUCCUCUAAAACAAAACUGGACCCACUGGUCUGGAAGCUGCUGCUCAAACAAAUUCAAAAAGGGGAGGCUAAUGUAGUCAGUCUCUCUUCAAGGUUCAGUGUAAGGCAUGGUCCACUUAAAAAUUAAAUUGAGCUAGCUACUGGUGCUCAGGGCUAUAGGUAGGUUUGACCUAACUGCCGGUGCAGACAGAGGUAGGGCACUGGAAAAAUUGUUCUGUUGACCUGAUUACUGCCUCUUGGAGGGAUGGAUUAUACAUUGAAAGAAAACCACCUUACAUUGAUGUAGGAAGUGUCAGCACUACAGUAGCUGUCAUAUAGACAUGCCCUAAAACAUAAUCAGGGAAUGAAUGCUGCAGAUUGGGUCUUUGCAGCAAGACCUACCUGCUUCUGACCCAGUUCAAGUGCAACCUCAAGAUUGAUGUCAGAUAGAACAGUCUAUUGUUUUGGAGGGAGACUAGCAACAGAAAAUUCUUCAGUUACUUUGAACCUAGCAAAAUAAAGGCCUCAGUAUACCAUCCGAAGAACCUUGAACUGAAUCCAUUUUCAUAGUGGCAAUAAGUGCAGAUUAUGGAGCUAAGGAAUUACUGAUUGUCUUCCUUCUAUACCAAGGAACAAACAAAACAUUCAUCAACUCUUGCAGCUUUUAGAUUAAUUUCAAGGCAAGCCUUUUAGGAGUGAAUUACUUGUUGUAUGAAGGGGACUAAAGAAAGCAUGAGUGAUUGUAUUCAGGACUCCAUUAGAGAGGAAACAGUCUUUCCAGAAAAAUUUAAGAAGGAUUUUAUGGAGAUUAUAUGGAUACUCUGCUAGGCUACUGAAAACUAAACUUUUUAGAACAGCUGCAUCAAAUACAUCAUUUCCAGAAGUUUGGUUACUGCUGGUACAGUAUUUUGAGAGAUUACCUGGAUUUUUUUGGGUAGUUCAGAGAAACAGUUUCUUUACAAUGCCUGAAAUUCUAGAAAAUAAAGCUGAUCUUGAAUUGUAUUCACCUCAUCCUGAAGUACGUGGAAUGACAACACUUGACAGAGCAGCUUUCAAAAGGACAAUUGUUGUUCCAGUUCUAAAAGUGAAAAAAGAAGUAAUAAACAAAUUGUUAAAAUCCCUCAAACAUAUAACACUGCAUCGCCCAGGUCUGAAGCGAGUGAUUGAUGAUCCAAAAGAUGAAGACAGACUUGUUUUGUUGGAUCCUCAUAAAAUAUCAGCAGAAUAUUCACUGGGAGAAUCUGAACAAGAAAUAUUAAAGCAGUUUAAUAUUGACCCUCAGGUGUCCAAGUAUAACUUGGAACUGACUUACGACAAUUUCAAGACUGAGGAAAUCUUACGAGCGGUGCUUCCUGUAGGUCAAGAUGUCACCUCUGGAUUUACUAGGAUUGGCCAUAUAGCUCACUUGAAUCUUAGAGAUCAUCAGCUACCCUACAAACAUCUGAUUGGUCAGGUUAUAAUUGACAAGAAUCCAGGAAUCACCUGUUCAGUAAAUAAAAUCAAUAUUAUUGACAACACUUAUCGAAAUUUUCAAAUGGAAGUGCUAGCGGGAGAGGCCAAUAUGAUAACAAAGACUAGAGAAAACAACAUCACCUAUGAAUUUGACUUUUCUAAAGUCUAUUGGAAUUCCCGUCUAAGCACAGAACAUGGCCGUAUCAUUGAACUUUUAAAGCCAGGUGACGUUCUAUUUGAUGUCUUUGCCGGGGUUGGGCCUUUUGCCAUUCCAGCUGCAAAGAAAAAGUGCAGCGUAUUUGCAAAUGAUCUCAACCCUGAAUCCUACAAAUGGCUUCUACACAACUGUAAAUUAAAUAAAGUGGACAAAAACAUAAAAAAUUUCAAUAUGGAUGGUCGGGAUUUUCUUCUGGGGCCAGUUAAAGAAGAGCUAACCAAGGAACUGCCACUUCUGACAAAAGAAAGGAAAAACACUCUGCACAUAGUCAUGAAUUUGCCAGCUUUGGCUAUCAAAUUUCUAGAUGUUUUCAAACAUUUAUUAGACGGAAAGCCAUGCAGCACUGACCUCCUUCCCACAGUGCACUGUUACAGCUUCUCAAAACAUGAUAGUCCAGCAAAAGACGUUCAAGAAUGGGCUGAAGUUUUUCUGGGAACUUCUUUAGAGGGACGCUGUUCUACUCAUCUGGUGAGAAGUGUUGCACCAAAUAAGGAAAUGAUGUGCAUCAGUUUCCAGAUCCCAGCUGAAGUGCUGUUCAAGAAGCAGUGUACUCAUGAAGAGAGUCCUGUGGAACCAGCUUCUAAACGUUUGCGCCCAAAUGAAGACUCUCCUGAAGAAAAAUUGACUAGUUUAAAAGACUAGUUAAUACUGUUUUGGUUAUUUUGUGCAAGAGAGCUAGGUGGGAAAUCUACCCUCAAGUCACUGAAAGCAGAAUGGAUUUACCCCCAUACACCAAGAAAAUAGUCAUAAUGCAUAAUUAUUUUUUUUUAAAUUCCAGGAUCAGUAACUAGACAGGAUCAUUUCUUUUAUUGCAGAGAAUAUUAAACUUUUUAUUUUCUCAUGUUA